AUCAGUAUCACAUCAGCUAAGCUUGGCAACUCAAAUACUAGAGCCCGAGAUGUUUCAAGAAUAUUGCCAGAAUUCAAAACACUCGUGAAACUAGUCUGUUUUAGUUGGCACUCGUAUCUGAUGAGAUGCUUUGUUCACUCUUUGCUCGAUUUUUAGUAUCUCUUAAUUUCACCUUGUUAUACUUUUAAAGAAGACGUCAAAAAGUGAAUGUUGCAAUAUAGAAAAUAUCAUUUUCAAACUACGCUAUGAUAAAAAUUUUUUUACAUAUUAUCAAUUGAAUUCAAUGAAACGAUAAUUUAUUGAGUGAUAAUGCCAUCGUUAACAACUCUUCUAACUUUCCUCAACAUUGUUAGUGCUUUAACAAGCAUCAGCAAUGCAAACUCAAAACACCUGGAUGAACCAAAAUGGUGGGAAACUACAUUAAUCUAUCAGAUAUUGCCACAAGCUUUUCAAGACAGUGAUGGAGAUGGUGUUGGUGAUUUACAAGGUAUUCUAAAUCAAUUGGAUUACAUUGAAGACCUUGGGGUUGAGACCAUCUGCUUAAAUCCAAUCUACUCUUCUCCAAUGUUAGAUUCAGGGUACGAUAUUUCUAAUUACACAGACAUCGACCCUAUUUUCGGGGGUUUAGAAGACUUUAACGACCUCUUAGAAAAUGCCCACGAGCGUGAGAUAAAAGUCAUUUUAGAAAUAGUACCAAAUCAUUCGAGCAAUGAACACGAGUGGUUUGAAGCUUCUGUUAACCGUAUUGAUCCCUUCACUGAUUACUACAUUUGGGCGAAUGGAACCGUAGAUGAAAAUGGCACAAGAUAUCCUCCUAAUAAUUGGACUAGUAUAUGGAAUGACGAUGAAGGCUCAGCCUGGACCUGGAACGAAAUUAGAGGGCAGUGGUACUACCAUAAAUUUCAUGAAACAGAGCCGGAUCUUAAUUUACAAAAUGAGGAUGUAAUUACAGAAAUAAUGGAUAUAUUGGAGUUCUGGUUGGAAAGAGGUGUAGAUGGAUUUAAAAUUAAUGAUGUCCAUCAUUUCUAUGAAGAUUCAGAGUUAGAAGAUGAAUCCGAAGACUCAAAUGACAAAUCGACAUAUAUAUUGGGAAAUUCUCAGACUGCACUUCUUCUUUAUCUCAUUCGUGAACAUGUAGAUGACUGGGCUAUUACUAAUAACUCUUCAUCUAAGCUACUCCUUGCUGAGAGCCAAGACUCUGAUGUAAACUUGAUAUCUUAUUACGGAGAUGAUGAAUUUCCAGGUGUUAUUCCAUUCAAUUUCCGUUUUAUCACCACAGCAGAAGAAUACGAUAAUGCUAAUGAAACUGAAUUUUUAAUAAAGAGCUGGUUGAAUUUAUUACCAGAGAACGUGUCUACCAACUGGCCGCUUUCUGAUGACGAUUAUCCAAGAGUUACCACGAGAUUUGGUGAAAACCGUGUAGCUGGUCUUACAAUAUUAACAAUGCUUUUGCCUGGACAAAUGUACACUUACUAUGGAGAUGAAAUUGCGAUGAAUGAUGCCAAACCACCUUGGAAUGAGACAGUAAAUCCAUUGUCUAAUUCAUUGACGCCAAACUUCCUCGUCGAGUACUCUAGAUUCUCCGCAAGGUCCUCGAUGCAGUGGAAUAAUGGAACCUCAGCAGGUUUCUCAAUAAACGAGACAGUUUACCUUCCAGUUAAUGACGAUUAUACCACAAGGAAUGUCGAGAGUCAACUAGAAGAUCCACUGAGUAUGCUGAAUAUUUACAAGCGAGUGGCACGUCUCCGCAAAGAUCUUGUCUUUCAAAGAGGACAAUGGGAGCUUAAAGCCUUAAACGAUGAUGAAGUUUUACUUCUCAGAAGAUUUAUAGAAAAUCAUCCGUCUUUUUAUAUUAUUUUAAUUAACUUUGGAGAUAAUGAAGAAUCAGUCGACUUGUCAUCUCUAUACUUUGGUCUUGACGAUGAUCUAGAGAUUAUUCUAUCAACCAGUGAUGCUUAUAAUUACUCGAGCUUUUCUCCAGAUAAUGUAAAACUCAUGCCUUACGCAGCUUUAGUUCUCAGAUAUGACUGGGAUAAUGAUACGCUUGAUAAUACAUCUAGUAAUGAAGAUGAUUGGUAUAAUGAUUUUAAUUUGACGAGUAGUGAAGAAAUUGACUAUAAUAUUUCAACAACAGAACAUUUAUCUACUGAUAGUGAUGAAGAUUUUAUAACAUCAACAGUAUAUAACAUGUCAUCUGAAGAAUGGCAUACAACUGAAAGUACAAUGGAACAAAUAGACGAUACACCAUCGAAGUCUUCUUUAACAAAGGAUAAUAUAAUAAUUAUAUUAAUAAUAAGUACAAGUUAUAUAUUGUCUUUUAUCUAUGACAAAGUUUUUUAAAAAUGUUGUCAUUCAAGGAAAGUUAUCAAUUAAUUUAAAGUUUUAAACUUUAUACAUA
Chelonus insularis is the source of this 2398-nucleotide messenger RNA. Its product is annotated as maltase A1-like. The coding region runs from base 310 to 2340 and encodes 676 amino acids. The transcript is spliced from 8 exons. The record is from RefSeq and is a predicted model, not a curated record. NCBI's taxonomy places the organism in Eukaryota, Metazoa, Arthropoda, Insecta, Hymenoptera, Braconidae. Gene Ontology annotation, biological process: carbohydrate metabolic process.